Molecule: messenger RNA, 1080 nt
Organism: Prunus armeniaca (apricot)
Lineage: Eukaryota; Viridiplantae; Streptophyta; Magnoliopsida; Rosales; Rosaceae
Source: the annotation of a GenBank genome assembly
AUGGCAACGCUUGCGCCUUCCAAACAGUUGGUGGUCCUGGCUCCACAGGACCAGCCUCACGUACCGAAGAAGGUGUACACCGAUUGUCGUCAUCGGAUCAACGACAAGAAGGAUGCCGAACGGCAUAGGUCCCCAAUCAGGGUUAAUGCCCGCCUGCGGGACUCGCGGAUGAAGGUCCUAGGAGAUAAAUCGCCCUUUAGGAAGGUCCAGGGUUUGGAUUCGGGGUUGGAAUCUGACGAUGAGUACGUCCCCACCAAGGGCACCGAAUCAAACUACCGUUCGGAAACUCCCCCGAGGUAUUCGAAGGCAAGACCACCAAGUCCGAGGAGAACUUCCGAAGACUUCAAUUCCGAGGAGGUCCCAAGCCGAGACCCCGCUAUCCGCCUGCUUUUCCAGAGAAUCCAGAAGAUGGAGGAUGACCGAACCCGGUCCCAGGACAGGGAGGUGCAGCCGUUGCGCAUACCAUUUUAUACCGGCGUGGAGGACCCUUUGACGCACCUUCACUCCUUCCAAUCGGCAGUUGGAUGCAAGGGCCUCAGCGACGAGGGGCAAUGCCUGCUGUUUCCAUCAUCCCUUACCGAAGCUGCUCUGAACUGGUUCUACCGUCUCGAGCCAGGGACGGUAGACUCCUUUGACGAACUGAAGCAGAUUUUCCUCAAUCACUUCAUGAUCCAGACGGACCGCUUGUACUCUGCCGAUGAUCUGUACACGAUUCGGCAGAGAGAAGACGAACCCCUACGGGAAUACGCAGCGCGCUUCAGUCACGAGUACUCGAGGUGUCCCGAAACGGACGAUAGGGCAGCCUACGGCGCCUUCAAGAGUGGCCUUCGGUCCUCUCACUUCCGGUACCUCGUGCACAGUAGUAACUGGCGCACAUAUGACGAGUUGAUGAAGCAGGCGGCAGUUCAUGCGAAAGCCGAAUAUUUCAACUCCAAACCCGGGCCUUCGGCUCGGAAGGAGGAGUCAGCAACCAAGAGUUAUCCGGGGCGAACUGACGAUUCUUCGGCAGGGCACAAACGGAAGGACGACCGUGAUAGGUCAGGGAAACUCAAAGAAAGGGCGUGGGAAAUACGGUCGUAA